Molecule: messenger RNA, 1037 nt
Organism: Perognathus longimembris pacificus (Pacific pocket mouse)
Lineage: Eukaryota; Metazoa; Chordata; Mammalia; Rodentia; Heteromyidae
Gene: Naxe
Product: NAD(P)HX epimerase
Exons: 6
Coding region: 34-900 (288 amino acids)
Cellular component (GO): mitochondrion
Molecular function (GO): NAD(P)HX epimerase activity
Source: RefSeq, a predicted model, not a curated record
GGGCGGGCCGGCGGCGCGCGCCCGGCGGGCUGGAUGUCGGGGCUGCGGGCGUUGCUGGGGCUCGGGCUGCUGGUGGCGGGCUCGCGCCUGACGCGAGUCAGAAGCCGGGCGGGCGUCUGCACUGCGGGGAGCACCUGGUGGGGAGCGCGGCGUCUGAGCUUAAGUGGCCGCCGGGGCUCGGAGGUCAUGGCGAGCGCAGCAGUCAAGUACCUGAGCCAGGAGGAGGCCCAGGCCGUGGACCAGGAGCUAUUUAACGAGUACCAGUUCAGCGUGGACCAACUUAUGGAGCUGGCUGGGCUGAGCUGUGCCACAGCCAUUGCCAAGGCAUAUCCCCCCACCUCCCUGUCCAGGAGCCCUCCCACUGUCCUGGUCAUCUGUGGCCCCGGAAAUAACGGAGGGGAUGGCCUAGUCUGUGCCCGGCACCUCAAACUCUUUGGCUACCAACCAUGCAUCUAUUACCCCAAAAGACCCAACAAACAACUCUUCACUGGGCUGGUGACGCAGUGUGAGAAAAUGGACAUCCCUUUCCUCAGCGAAAUGCCUCCAGAGGCUAUGAUGAUUGAUGAGCUGUAUGACCUAGUGGUGGAUGCCAUCUUUGGCUUCAGCUUCAAGGGUGAUGUUCGGGACCCAUUCCGCAGUGUCCUCAAUGUCCUGAGUGGAGUCACUGUGCCCAUUGCCAGCAUUGACAUUCCCUCAGGAUGGGAUGUGGAGAAGGGAAACUCUGGAGGGAUCCAGCCAGACUUACUCAUCUCCCUCACAGCGCCCAAAAAGUCUGCAUCUCAGUUUACUGGUCGGUAUCAUUACUUGGGUGGUCGUUUUGUUCCACCUGCUCUGGAGAAGAAGUACCAGCUGAACCUGCCACCCUACCCUGACACUGAGUGUGUCUUUCGUCUGCAGUGAAAAAGGAUGGGCAUUCAUUCCAAUAAAGAUUUAGUGCCUUCUCUCCCAAAAUUGUUGUCCCAGCUCUUCUGGCCAUAAAGAUUAGUGAAUGGUGGGAGCUGAAGAACAACGCUGGAAAGGUAACACUAACUCUCUGC